UAGUGGGACAAAUUCAUUGAGGAACUAAGCUGAACUUCUGCUGAGUACCAGGGUGCAACAGGGCAAAAUGGCAACAACCGUAGUUACAGAAACAGAGCCACUGCAAUACAGAAGUGAGCCAUACUUGUGAAAGUGGGUAGGGCCAGGCUGGGCAGAGCAUAUGGCAGUGGAGCUCCUGUGCUUUCCAACAGGCAUUAAGGCUGCCUCCAGUGCCACUGGGGGAAACACCAUCUCCUUCUUGAGGGCUGAAUUUCCUCUCUAGGGCACAUAGAGCGUUGCCGGCAAAGCUUUGAACUUGACACCUUCCUGUGCCAGCUUUGCUGAAUUUGGCUCAGCCAGGUCCCAAUUAUCACAACAUCAGAGUGCAAAGUACCCUUAGAUGAGAAAUUACAUCCUUAUUUGCCCAACUACCUUGAGAGUUUUGACAUAUGUGGGAAUUCAAUCAUAUGGGAUUCAGAUACCACUUUAGUUGAAGAGGGGGGCCAUGUCAGGCCCCAUAUAUAAAUAUGGCCUUGUUUGCUAGAUCAUCGGUCUUCUGUUUCUGGCUAACCCUUCAAACAUGAGGCUGAUUUUGUUCUUCAGCGCCCUUGCUGGGGCUUCCUGGUGCCUAGAAACAUUUGUUGGCGACCAGGUUCUUCGGGUGAAGGCAAACAGUGAAGAAGAGAUUAACAAACUACAGCUGUUAGAAACACUGGAGCAUCUUCAGCUUGAUUUCUGGCUACACCCCUCAAACCCAGCACUUCCUGUGGAUAUUCGAGUCCCCUUUCCCAGUCUCCAAUCAGUCAAAGUCUUCCUGGAGUCCCACCACAUCGAGUACUCUAUCCUGCUUGAAGACCUGCAGGUCAUAGUAGAGGAAGAAAAGCAAGAGAUGGUCAACAAUCAACGAAGGGAACGUGGCACGAAUAAUUUCAACUAUGGAGCUUACCACCCCUUAGAAUCUAUUUAUGCAGCAUUGGAUGAUCUUGCAGCUGAGUACCCCAGCCUUGUGAGCAAACAGGAGAUUGGAAAGUCUUAUGAAAAGCGGCCCAUGUACAUUCUCAAGUUCAGCACUGGAGGAACCAACCGUCCUGCCAUUUGGCUCGAUGCCGGUAUCCACUCCCGAGAAUGGAUCACCCAGGCAACUGCACUGUGGACAGCUAAAAAGAUUGCAUCUGAGUAUGGGAACAAUCCAUCCGUCACCUCCCUGUUAAACAGAAUGGACAUUUUCCUGCUGGUUGUCACAAACCCUGAUGGAUAUGCAUUCACUCAUACCAAUAAUCGUAUGUGGCGGAAGACACGUUCUAAGAAUUCAGGGAGCCUGUGCAUUGGAGUUGAUCCAAAUAGGAACUGGGAUGCAGGCUUUGGAGGCCCUGGAGCCAGUACCAACCCUUGCUCUGAGUCUUACCAUGGACCCAGCGCCAACUCGGAAGUGGAAGUAAAAAAUGUCGUAAACUUUAUCAAGAGCCAUGGGAAGAUCAAGGCCUUCCUCACCCUUCACAGCUACUCUCAGCUUCUGUUGUUCCCCUUUGGGUAUAAGUGCACCAACCCUGCUGACUACAAUGAGCUGAACACCGUGGGGAAAGCAGCUGCCAGUGCUCUGGCUUCAUUGUAUGGCACGACAUAUAAAGUUGGGACCAUUUGCUCAACUAUCUACCAAGCCAGUGGAGGCAGCAUUGACUGGUCCUAUGAUUAUGGCAUCAAAUACUCCUUCGCCUUUGAGUUGCGAGACACAGGUCGCUAUGGCUUCCUUCUGCCAGCCAGUCAAAUCAUCUCUACUGCAGAAGAGACCUGGCUAGGUCUGCUGAAGAUCAUGGAGCAUGUACGAGACAAUCAGUAAUAGAAGUGGGGAGGCAAAUCAACAGUAUAAAAAGGAUGAAGCCAACAGUAAUUUAGAAAACAAACCCCAAAUCUGAUUCCUUUGUACUAAUGUAGUAGUAUAUUCAGCUGAUGAAAAGCCCUGUGUAUGU
This is a messenger RNA of Mauremys reevesii (Reeves's turtle), 1946 nucleotides long. Its product is annotated as carboxypeptidase A2-like. Gene Ontology annotation, biological process: proteolysis. Gene Ontology annotation, molecular function: zinc ion binding; metallocarboxypeptidase activity. The transcript is spliced from 11 exons. Lineage: Eukaryota; Metazoa; Chordata; Testudines; Geoemydidae. The record is from RefSeq and is a predicted model, not a curated record. The coding region runs from base 560 to 1816 and encodes 418 amino acids.